AAUCCGCUGCAUUUGAGGAAAGCUCAAUUGUCUUCACUCAUCCAAUUAUUCCGAUACUUCUGGAUUUAUUUCAUUUCGAUAAAGCUGUUAAGGUCACCCACAAUGAUCUACAUAUUGUGAUUGAUAAGAACAAAUAUGAAGUGUACAUUUCUGGUCCAAAAGAAUAUGUUGAUAAGAUUCAUCACAUUCUGACUGCAGAAGAUGAAAAGGUAAAAUUAAGCACAUUUUUCUCAUUUCUAAACUGAACUGUGUUGUCAACUAUGGAUAAAGUUGCUUUGUUUAAAAUACAAAACGAUUUGUAUUUUUAAAUAGAAUAGAUCUGAAAUAUUUCAAUUUAUAAAGUUAAUCCAUAGUCUACUAAUAUCAUUAGGUAUAUGUAAGGAAUAGAAUAGAUUGCUAUUUAUCAAUAACUUUUUUAAGGUCAGUAAAAGGAUCUAAUCAACAGCUUCAUUAUUUUAUUUAAGUUUAAGAACACAUCAUUCUUUACACCAAGGGGUCUCAAAGUCAAAUCAUCCAUGGGCCGCAAGAGGUAGAGUCUGAGUUAGACUGGGCCGCAUCAAGUAAUCCACACAAAAAAAGCGAAUACCCAUUCAAUAAUGUACAACUGUUACAAUCUGCUCAAUCUUUACUAAUGGCGAAUAAAUGAAACCAUGAAGGGUCUCAAAAACUAGGCUUCCCUUUCUUCCACCUUCUCCUUGUGGCCAGAGACCUGGCAGCGCGUCUUCUUGCACAGCUGAGCAACAUUUGGCUUGAGUGAGGAAGCAACUGAGGCCCUAAGUAUAGCUUGUAGACGCUCAUCAGUAAGUUUGGCCCUGAAAUUUGACUUGUUAAAGUUCAUAGUGGAAAAGUACUUUUCACACCGAUAUGCAUUCCUAAAAAGGCACACAAUCCGCUUGAACAACUUGGAAAUCUCAGGAAAUGUGGAGGGCAAUGCUCUCAUAAAUUUUCCAAGCUUGUCGGUUUUUCCAUUCACCCUACUGAACUUAGCCUUAAGUUCAGAAUUGCACUGAAGAUCAAUCAGCUCCAUUUGAUGCGCAAGUUGUGUGUGGGUGGGAGGGUAUCUUCCUUAUUGGAGGAGAAAGGGUCAGCAAAAUGGGAAAAGUGGCUCUCUGAGUUGUGAAUCCAGCAAACCUGUGAUAAUUUCUUCCUGUAGCUUUGCAAUGGCAUCAGUAUACUUACUACUAAGUUACUACUUAAUGGUGUGCUCGAGUCCAUGAGUAAUUUGCAUGUUGGGAAAUGGCAGAGGUUUUAUAUGAGAAAGCUGGGCUUUCCAUAGCACAAGCUUUGUGCAGAAUGACAUUGUCAUAGUCAUAGGCAACACUGACAAGCUGCCCCUGGCCUUGUAACUUCUUGUUGAGUACAUUCAGCUCCUGUGUAAUGUCAACAAGAAAAGCCAAGUCCAUGAGUCAUAUGGAAUCACUUCGUACAGGAACUACACCCCCACCCCAUCCUUCUCUAUGAAGUCUUUGAUUUCUGCUUUCAACUCAAGAAAACCUUUUCAAAAUGUUUCCCCUGCUAAGCCAACUUUAGUCCGAUUUUAAAAAGGUUUUUACCAUUAUAAUCAAAGUCCAAACUUAUACAAACUAAAAUAAAGACAUAUAUUAGUCGGUGAGAUUAGACUGAAACCGUUCACAUUAUAGAGAUGAGACUGGGGCAAACGCGCGGGCCGCAUUAACACUAAACUUUGCUGUCAGGUAGUGGGCCGCAAAAUAUCGUCUUGUGGGUCGCAAAUGGCCCACGGGCCGCAAGUUUGAGACGCCUGCUUUACACUAUACAUUCAUUUUAAAAAAAAUCUGGAUUGCUUUCUCCCCCUUAAACUUAACAUAUGAUAUGGUUUAAAGAACACUAUGUUGGCUUGUCUGCGAUUCACAAAAUGUAUUGUAACUUUUCCAUGACCUUUUUGUUGAUGGUAUCAAAUAUAAACAUCAAUUUUUGUAAUAUUCCAGAUUACCAGCUCAGAUGAAUAUUUGGAGUUUUUUAGAGAUAAAAAUGUUAAAAAGCAAGUGAGAGCUAAAAACACUAAAAUUGAUCUAAGUUUAUGCAAGAUGCCUGCAAUAUCUAUCGAAGAUGAAGUCAACAAAAGGGUAAAUACUGUUUAACAUUUAUAAUAUAAUUCUUUUUUUAUAUUAGUAGUAGUAAUAGUCAUGAUGACAUUUAGACUGCACUUAAAGAGGGUAAACAAAAAAGGAAAUACCAGAAUCAAAUUUGACCUUGAAAAGCUGAAGGAUCCUAAAGUAGCAUAAGCCUUCCAACCAAUAAUAGGAGGAAAAUUUGCAGCGCUUAACAUCAUGGAUGCUGACUGUUCAGACAUGGACACACUGAUUGAUAACUUCAAAAUAGCUGUAAUGGAAACAGCUCACGACAUCCAUGGUAAACAUCGACCAACCCGAAAACCAUGGGUGACAGCUGAUAUAAUAAUAAUAAUAAAGUUCAUUUCAAAAACACGCUUCAUCCGCAAAGGCUCGAAGCGCGGUACAAAGUCAACAAAAAACAAAUCUAUAGUUUACCACAUUUAAAACAAACGCAACACUACAAAAACUAAGUACAAGCAUACAAUGGCAAAGUCUUUCUAGCCAUUUCAACCAUAAGCAACACAGCCAUUAUGCAUUAACUGGAAAAUAAUGUUGACAAUCAUCCCAGAAGGUGUUUGCGAAAUAGAUGUGUCUUUAAAUCGGUUUUAAAGGACUCCAGUGUCUGGUUGUUUCUGAGAUCGACAGGAAGGGCAUUCCAAAUUGUUGGACCAGCAAAUGCAAAAGUGCGCUUUCCGUAAGUCUCAAGGCAAACACGUGGUGUCGAGAGUUUGCCACUAUCGGAUGAGCGGAGCUCUCUAGUGGGUACAUAAGGCGUCAGCAGCUCUUUCAGAUAGGACGGCGCCAGAUCAUGUAAGCAGCGGUAGCACAAAGUUGCGAUUUUGUACUCCAUGCGAGCACGGACCGGCAGCCAGUGCAGCUCUCUCAGAAGUGUUUUUGCAUGAUCAAACUUGCGUUUGCGGAGAACAAUGCGAGCCGCAUUAUUCUGUGCUAUUUGAAUUUUAUCCAGGAGCGUAGCUGGAAGACCCACCAUAAGAGCAUUGCAAUAGUCCAUGUGUGAUAGCACAAAUGCAGACAUCAGCCUCUUUGUUGCAUCAAUUGUUAGGAAGGGCCUUGAUCUGUGUGAUAAACGGAGGAAAGAAAACAAAAAUAGUAAAUACAGAGCGGGCCAUUAAAUAUAGGACAGUUAACCAAGCCAUCAAAAAAGGUAUGAAAAGGGCAAAGAAGAAAUGGAUUGAAGAGCAAUGCUACGACAUUAAAAACUGCUUGAAGAAAAACAAUAGCAAAAAAGCUUACCAGUUGGUGAAAGAACUAACCACUGCAAAACAAGGGCGUAGUACUACCACACAGGAUAAAAAAGGUAAAUGUUUGACCGAAGAAAAUGAUAUCAUCAAACGAUGGACUGAAUACUGUUCAGAACUUUAUAAUGAAAGUAUAAAGAUAGACCCAGAGAUCCUUAAUGUCCCUCCAGCAACAGACAAUGAUAACUACCCUAUUCUCCGCGCAGAAGUAGAAGCAGCAGUCCAGGCACUCCAAACAGGAAAGGCCGCAGGUGUGGAUAAUAUCCCUGCCGAGUUGAAGAAACAAGGAGGAGAAGCAAUGAUAAGUGCCCUAUUCAAUAUUUGUAACAAAAUCUGGCUUACAGGAGAAAAGCCCAAACCAUGGACCCAAUCGCUCAUCGUCACCCUCCCCAAAAAAGUAACCUACAGCUAUGCCAAAACUAUCGCACAAUUAGCCUAAUAAGCCAUCCAACCAAGGUCAUGCUGAAGGUCAUAUUGAACUGACGAAAAACCAUAUGCCGACAGAAUCAUUACUGAAGAACAGGCGGGUUUCAGACAAGGACUGGUCACUACUGAGCAGAUUCUAAACCGAAUACUAUGUGAGAAAUAUGCUCAACACCAACAAAACCUAUACCACGUCUUUGUUGACUUCAAGAGAGCAUUUAACAGAGUUUGGCAUACUGCUUUAUGGGCCACCAUGAGGCACUACAACAUCAACACAAACCUAACCAGCCUGAUAUGCAACCUCUAUGAUAAGGCCACCAGUGCAGUCUUCCUCAACAAUAACAUAGGAGAAUGGUUUAAGACCUCAAUUGGAGUACGACAAGGCUGCCUGCUCUCCCCCACCCUAUUCAACAUCUUCCUAGAGAGAAUUAUGUCAGAUGCUCUGGAAGCGCAUGAAGAGACAGUCAGCAUUGGUGGCAGAACAAUCACCAACCUACGCUUUGCGGACGGCAUAGACGGACUGGCUGGGAACGAAGAAGAGCUAGCCAACCUGGUAAAGUGUCCCGACAAGACCUCGUCGUCCUACAGCAUGCUAAUCAGUGCUGAUGACAAAUAAUACCGCAGACAUCACCACUGAAAUUAAGGUCGGGGAGGCAAGAUUAGAGACUGUCGGCCGCUUCAAAUACCUAGGAGCAAUAGUCUCAGAAGAAGGCUCCAAGCCCGAACUGUUGUCCAGGAUUGCGCAGACUACAACAGCACUAAAGAAGCUCAAGAAAAUAUGGAAUGACAAAAAUAUAGCCCCCAGCACCAAAAUCAGGCUGAUGCGCUCAUUAGUCCUCUCCAUUAUCCUGUAUGCCUGCGAAUCCUGGACAUUUACAGCCGAUCUUGAAAGGAAAAUAAAGGCGAUGGAGAUGCUUCAGAAGCAUUUUUGGCAUCGGCUAUAAGGACCGUAUCUCCAAUGAUAUAGUGAAAGAAAGGGUUCAUCAGGCAAUUGGGCAAUACGAUGACCUUCUGGUGACUGUGAAAAAACGCAAACUACAAUGGCACGGCCACGUAACGAGGAAACAAGGGCUUGCCAAAGAAAUAUUGCAGGGCACCACAAGAGGAGUGAGAAGAAGAGGAAGACAAAGAAAAAGAUGGGAGGAUAACAUCAAAGAGUGGACAGGACUAACACUGGGCGAUAUAACACUUCUGCGUAGUGCAGAAGACAGAGAGGAAUGGAGGAGGAUGGUUCACAUGUCAUCUGUGGCGCCCCAACGGUCCAAGGACUAAGGGACAUGAGGAGAUGAGGAGGAGGAGUAAUAAUAUUAGUAAUUUAGUGAUCUGAACAAAUUUACACAUUAAAUGAUUAUUUAUCAGUUUGAUUGGCAUCAGGUCGGGAACUAAUUUCUGUUGCAAUGAUGUUCUAUAUUAAGUUUAAAAUUCACAGUUGUUGAACCUUCUAUUGUAAAGUUUAUUAUAAGUUACUCAAACAUAAUUAAUAAUAAUAUAAAUUAGAACAGUAGUGAAAUUCUGAGACAAUGUCAGGGAGCAGGGAGGGAAAACAAAUCUAAAGAAAUCAAAACAUAUUGUACUUAUGAAAUUAUUUAAAGUAAAGAAAUUUUUAGCACAGCUGUGUAUUUGAUAAUGAAUCAGGAUAAAAUAUGUAAUUUAGCUAUUUUCUCUAACGAAAACACUGUUACCAUUUUGUUUUACUUUUAUUACAGAUGAUGUCUAUAGAUGAUUAUUUAUCUACCGCAAUUGUGAGAAAAGUUUGUGGGAAAUUUUUUCAGGAAAGUUAUGAAAAAAGCAUCGAAUAUAGAACAUUUGUUGAAUCUCUUCACUCUCAAUAUCCAACUUUCAAAAUUUUUGUCAAAGACAGAUUUAUUAUCCUUUAUGGGUUUACUGAAAAUGAGCCUUUUCAAGAUCUAUUGAUUUCUGAUAUCAGAAGUGUUUGGGGCCAUAAAGUCAUGUGGUCACAGGAAAUGCAAGGUGCAUAUUCGUUUAACGAAGGCUCUUAUUGGGACAGUCUGUCGAAAAGAUCAAGGACACCAAGUGAUACAAAGAAGACAUUGAUGCCGAGUGAUACAAAGAAGACAUUGAUACCGAGUGCUACAGAAAAGGCAUUUGGAAAAGAAUCAGGAAGCCUUAAGGAUGUCCUUCAAGCUAAUGGAGUAGAAAAUACAACUGUCUUACCAUUAACAGCAUUGGAGCGUGAAUUCUGCAUUAGAUUUCUGAAGGACAAGCUCAUGACCUUGGAG
This is a messenger RNA of Lymnaea stagnalis (great pond snail), 5994 nucleotides long. The record is from the annotation of a GenBank genome assembly. Lineage: Eukaryota; Metazoa; Mollusca; Gastropoda; Lymnaeidae.